Molecule: messenger RNA, 1240 nt
Organism: Cyprinodon variegatus (sheepshead minnow)
Lineage: Eukaryota; Metazoa; Chordata; Actinopteri; Cyprinodontiformes; Cyprinodontidae
Gene: snrpa
Product: small nuclear ribonucleoprotein polypeptide A
Exons: 6
Coding region: 29-850 (273 amino acids)
Biological process (GO): mRNA splicing, via spliceosome
Cellular component (GO): U1 snRNP
Molecular function (GO): U1 snRNA binding
Source: RefSeq, a predicted model, not a curated record
UUCCAGGUGAUCGCAGAUAGACCGUAAGAUGACCACUCCAGAAGUUCGGCCUAAUCACACUAUUUACAUCAACAACCUGAAUGAGAAAAUUAAGAAAGAUGAGCUGAAGAAGUCGCUGUAUGCGAUCUUCUCCCAGUUUGGGCAGAUAUUGGACAUCUUGGUAGCACGAAACUUGAAGAUGAAAGGUCAGGCCUUUGUUAUCUUUAAAGAGAUCAACAGCGCCUCAAACGCCUUAAGGUCGAUGCAGGGGUUUCCAUUUUACGAUAAACCCAUGCGAAUCCAGUAUUCCAAGACCGACUCUGACAUCAUUGCCAAGAUGAAGGGAACCUAUGUGGAACGAGACCGUAAGAAGGAGAAGAAGAAGCCCAAACCUGAAACGGGUGGAAGUAAGAAAGCAGCUGCAGCCAUGGUGGCUGGCGUACCUGCAGGCAUGCCGGGAAUGCCUCCAAUGAGCCAGGCUCCACGGAUGAUGCACAUCCCAGGACAACCGCCUUACAUGCCCCCUCCGGGAAUGAUGCCCCCUCCUGGAAUGGCUCCUGGCCAGAUUCCUCCAGGUGCCAUUGCUCCUGGCCAGAUGAUGCCUGGACAGAUGCCGCAGCAGGUUUCAGAAAAUCCCCCCAAUCACAUCCUCUUCCUCACAAACCUGCCUGAAGAGACCAAUGAACUCAUGCUCUCCAUGCUCUUCAACCAGUUCCCUGGGUUUAAAGAAGUGCGUCUGGUUCCUGGCCGUCACGACAUCGCCUUUGUGGAGUUUGAAAAUGAGGUCCAGGCUGGCGCUGCACGAGAUGCACUGCAGGGCUUCAAGAUCACACAGACCAAUGCUAUGAAGAUCUCUUUUGCUAAGAAAUAGCCUACCUUACCGGUCCUGGGUUUGAAUGCUUUCAGAACUUUUUUUUAUUUUUUUGUAAGACUUGCUGACUUUUGACAGUGAUACUUUUCUCCUCUUCGGGGAUUACCAUGUAAGUAUACUUUUAAACGUCAAGCUGCUGUGCUUUAAAACACUUUAUUGGCAGAAAACCUGUUGAUAAAUAACAGAUUCAAGGUUGUGAAUAUAUAAACUGUCACAAUUCAAUUGGAAGUUCUGUUAAUCUCCGAUCUCACAGCAGAUUGACGUUUUUAUCGUUUUUAUGAAUCAACUGUUAAAGCAUUGCACCCAGGGUCUGGGCAACCAGACAUUGUACCUGGAGCUUUUUUCCUCUCUAUUUUUGUUUAAUUUUUUAAAUAAAAAAAUAUGCAGUUA